This is a messenger RNA of Acaulospora morrowiae, 771 nucleotides long. NCBI's taxonomy places the organism in Eukaryota, Fungi, Glomeromycota, Glomeromycetes, Diversisporales, Acaulosporaceae. The record is from the annotation of a GenBank genome assembly.
AUGAGUUGGUCAGGUUUUAAGAAGAAGAUAGAUCGCACUGGAACCAAAAUUUCACAGAAAAUUGGUACGAUCGAGAAAACGGUUGACAAAAAUUUCGAGGAAGAAGAACGCCGUUUUAAGAGUCUAGAAUCCAAAUCGGAAAAAUUGCACAAAGAAGCAAAGGGAUAUAUAACGUCUCUUCGUGCUAUGAAUGGUGCGCAAUUACGUAUCGCUGAAACAAUUCACCAGUUUUACGAAGAUUCAAUUGACAAUGAAUAUGCGGGAAAAAAAUACAAAGAGGCUAUUAGCGAUUUAGAACAGAAAUGCCGAAGCGAGUUGGAAGAACCAUAUGGUCAAACUGUAACACAGCCUAUUGGUCGUUUUUGUGCUUAUUUCCCCCACAUAAAUGAUGCUAUCAAAAAACGUGAAAAAAAAUUAUUGGACUAUGAUUCACAGCGUGCCAAAGUUCGCAAACUGGUUGAUAAGCCAUCAGAUGAUCCCAGUAAAUUAACAAGGGCUGAAGAAGUAUCAAAUAUGGCUCGAGAACUUUAUGAGUCAUUGAAUAGUCAAUUAAUAACCGAAUUGCCUAGGUUAAUUGAUCUUAGAGUUCCAUACCUGGACCCUACAUUUGAGGCGUUGGUAAAAAUUCAGCUCAAAUUCUGCCAAGAAAGUUAUGAUAGUUUGAGUCCUUUGCAAGAUUAUUUUCCCCCUAAUGAAUCAGCACCUGUGGACAGCAGAGUUGACGAGGUUUUACAAAAAAUGAAAGAUUUGGCUAUUUGUGGAAUGGGUUAA